Messenger RNA from Pleurotus ostreatus (oyster mushroom), 606 nucleotides. RefSeq lists its product as uncharacterized. The transcript has a single exon. The record is from RefSeq and is a predicted model, not a curated record. Lineage: Eukaryota; Fungi; Basidiomycota; Agaricomycetes; Agaricales; Pleurotaceae. Bases 1 to 606 code for a protein of 201 amino acids.
AUGAUAAUCUCCAAGGCGCUCGUCAGCAUUGUUCUUCUGGCAAUCUACGCGAAUGCAUCACCAGUACCGGCUGACACUGACGCUGGCGUUGGUGCAGCCGCUGCACUUGAUGCUACUGCUGGUGUAGACGCGGGCACAGCAGUUGGCGUCCGUGCGCGCCCUGCUGUCGCUGUCGCUGCGACAGAUGUUGGUGUCGGCGCUGAUACACGAGUUGGUACCGGUACGAGUGUUGGCGCAGGACUUGGCGUCGGUGCAGGUAUCGGUGCAGGCACAAGGGUCGGCGCAGGACUUGGACUUGGACUCGAUGCUGGGGGCCGUGUAGGCGCAGGUACCCGUCUUGCUACCGCCGUACGCGCCCGACCUAUCGUCGCUGCGGCCACGGGUGCAGAUCUUGGUGUCGGUGCGGGUGCGGGUGUCGGUGCAGGUCUUGGUCUUGGUCUUGGUGCUGGCCUCGGUGUCGGUACUGGCGUCACUGGUGUGGUACGCCACCGCCCUGUCACUGGUGUGGCUGCGGGUGUCGGUGCAGGUCUUGGUCUCGGUCUCGGUUUGGAUCUAGGUCUCGGUGCAGGAGCGGGUGUCGGUGCAGGCGCGGGUGCUGCUAUCUAG